CGGCGUGGCAGGCCGCCAUUCCUAUGUGCUCACUGAACACUUCACAGGGCCGUGGCAUUGUCGUCGUGGCCUACGGGGUCAUCCUGAUCGCCUCGUUGCUGUCUGGACUGUUGUCGGUGGGACUGGUUUCCCUCCCUACGCCAACAUGACCGACGGUGCCCCCCGCCGCAGGAAGAAGUCCAAGGCGUUCGGCAGGUUGAGCGAAGGAUCCAGAGAUGUGUCCGCCGUCUCCUCCAAGAACGCUGCCACACCAGCAGCAGUGGCGCCCAUCGACCUCGCCAUCCAGCAGCCCAGCGAUGUCAGCAAGUGCGUUUUUGCGAACGCUGCUGCCGCCGCUUCUGCAGUACCGCCUAGCUCGACGGCAUCGAGAAACGGCGACGGGAGCAGAUGUACUCCUCCAACCAACGUCUCCAAAAAAAAUGAUACCAACAUGCAGCUACAUGUUGGUGCCCUUUUCGACCUGCAGAGCCAGGUGCAAGAAGUACGACGGGAGCUCGCUAUCCUUCAGCGUGCUCCACCACCACCCAUGCCUCCGGAUCGUUUGCUCAAGCGCGACAUCGGCAUCCUGAUCCUCGAGGUCAACGCACAUGAGCUCAUGCAGCGGGCGUUUGCCUCGCAAUCGCUGGAAGCAUGGCUUCGGGCACAACCUGCGGCGUUCCACGGGAGCGACGAGGGCUCGGCCGCACAGCGGCUCUCCGUGCAGCGAAGCCUUGGCCACGGCGAGCCAAUCGCCUUGCCUGGCUUCGCACUCUGGGCGGCGUCCUCGACGAUGCCCCGGCGCUGCAGCGCGACGCCGCGCCGGGAUCGAGGGCGCCGUUUUCUCUUCGGCGGGGUCGUCGCGGAAGAUGGCCGCGACCAGCGCGUGGGACGCCCGUGCUCUUCUGCGGCUGCGUGGCUCGAAGGUGGGUGGGAGGAGAACGGAGAUGACUGCCGGGUCGCCUUUAUCGCGCUGGAGCCACAGAGUUCAGAGGGCGCGUGUGCGCUUGGCCAGGGCGCACUGAGCAGCCGGAUACGGCAGGGCGAGGGCGAAGCGCCUGCGGUUGCGGUGCGUGAGGGUCAGGAGGCCCGCGCGGAGGGCAUCGACGCCGACGAUGCGCGCCGGAAGCGCGAGGACCAGGCCGUGCAGUUGCGGAAGCAGACCCGCGAAGAGGCGCUGCUCAAGAAGCGGAUGGUGAACGAGCUGCCAGCGGGGCAGCUGCCCAUGGUGGCAGGUGGCGAGGUGGCCAUGCAGCCCGCGGCCUCGGGCGUCCCCCUGGAGCAGCUGCCGAUGCUCAUCCAGAUGCUGAUGUCUGAGGAGCCCGUCGCCCAGUUCAACUCGACCCAGCAGUUCCGCAAGCUCCUGAGCAUCGAGCAGAACCCUCCGAUCCAGGAGGUCAUCCAAGCAGGUCCACCUCGCGCGGUGAUCCCCGUGGUCAGCAGUCUGGGCGGAAGCAGCGCAGGGCCCCCCCAGGGCGGGGAGGGCCAGGAGCUGCUCCAGUCCCCCAACGACGACGUGCGCGAGCAGGCCGUGUGGGCCCUGGGCAACAUCGCGGGCGACUCCCCGAACUUCCGCGACCUCGUGCUGCAGAGCGGAGGCCUGAACCCGGUCAUGACGACCCUGCGGGACUCCGAGAAGACGUCCAUGAUGCGGAACGCCACGUGGACGCUGUCGAACCUCUGCCGGGGGAAGCCGCCGCCGCCGUUCGAGUGGGUGUCGCCUGCGCUGGGCACGCUGGCGAACCUCAUCUACUCCACGGACGUCGAGGUGCUCACGGACGCGUGCUGGGCUCUGUCCUACCUCUCCGACGGCCCGAACGACCGGGUGCAGGCGGUGAUCAAGGCGGGGGUGUGCCGGCGGCUCGUGGAGCUGCUGCUGCACACGUCGCCGCUGGUGCAGACGCCCGCGCUGCGGGCUGUGGGUAACAUUGUCACUGGCGACGACCCCCAGACGCAGGUGAUCCUGCAGAGCGGCGCGCUGCCCUCGCUGCUGAAGCUGCUGACGCACGCGAAGAAGGCGAUCCGGAAGGAGAGCUGCUGGACGAUCUCCAACAUCACCGCGGGCAACCGGGAGCAGAUCCAGGAGGUCAUCAACAACGGGCUCAUAGUGCCCGUCAUCGGCCUGUUGCAGACCGGCGAUUUCGACAUCAAGAAGGAGGCCGCUUGGGCGAUCAGUAACGCGACCUCUGGCGGCUCUCCACAGCAGGUUGAGCACCUGGUGGAGUGCGGGUGCAUCAAGCCCAUGGUGGACCUGCUCUCCGUCUCGGAUGCCAAGAUCAUCGGGGUGGCGCUCGAG
Molecule: messenger RNA, 2272 nt
Organism: Prorocentrum cordatum
Lineage: Eukaryota; Dinophyceae; Prorocentrales; Prorocentraceae
Source: the annotation of a GenBank genome assembly